CAAAGUACAGUCAUCCAGCGUAGAAUGGGAUCGGAUAUGUAUAGAGAGCUUUCUGAGCUUCCGGUUCCGGUCGGGGCGCAGUUUCUUCACCCUGCUAAUAGUAACUCAACCGGCAUAGAAAUCGCUACCUCGAUCCGAGAUCAUGUUCGUAAUUCCAAGCGCACUAUGACAAAGUCCAUCUACGCGUCACAGGGGACCAUACGAUCUUCACUGCCUCAAGAUGUUAGCGAUGUGGUACUUUCAUCGCUUUCCCCCUCUCUAAAGUACCGUGCCAUCCUGAGGUCGAAGGAAGGAAAACGUUUUAUAGAAUUAUGGGUCGACGAUAGAUUAUUACAUCUAAAGGAUGUGACAAGCCUUCAUGGCGAUUUCAGUGGAGAUGAAUAUCUCUCCUCUUUAUCAUUUUCGCCGAAAGAAGAUUCGGUUAUAUAUACUGCUGAAGCGAAGCCAUCGGACACAGAGACCUUCCGAUAUAUACCUUCGUUCGGGGAGGGACUGACUGCCAGGAAGACCCCGGUGCUGUUCGUUUACCAUCCAGGAAACGAUACCCUAUCUCGCAUUGCUUUUGAUGGCCCAGUUAUUUACGGCCAGGCGCUCUUUGGCCCCUUCACUGAAUCCGAGACGCUAUUUGCCACCGGUUACGAGCGUACAUCCGACGAUCGACUCCUCGGAAUCAAGGGAUGCUUCAAUCGCCCCUCCGGUAUUUGGAAAAUAGAACUGUCCUCUCCGAUCUCCAGCAAUAUUAAUAAAGACUCAAAAGACAGUCUUCUCACCAUAAAGCCCAAAAAAGCGACUAAACUCACCUCUAACACCCUUUCAUGUCGAUCUCUCCGCAUCUACAAUCAACAUAUUUUGGUCUGGAUAGCCAAUGCGUCAGGCGGACCUCACGCUUCUUGCUCCACUCUGCAUUCCAUGGACCUGACUUCGAUCGAGGCGGGACAACCUCGGACGCUUGUGGAAUCCGUUUGGGAGCCAAAAGAAGAAGAUUUCCCCGGGCUUUACCUUGGGCCUGCGUUGGCGCGAGAUCCAUUUAUCCUUCAUCACGGAGAUCCUUCUGUACUCGUUACGUCGAUUUGGGGUUCUCGGAGCUCCAUACUGCGUAUAUCUCUGACAACGGGGAGAGUGGAGAAAGCCCUUGAUAUCACAGACGACUGCGAUGGCGAGUUUUGGAGUUACACCUUGCUGGCUGCUGACGGAAAGCAGCAGAUGGUGUUCUUCCGCAGCUCGCCCAGGAUUCCUUGCGAGCUGAUCUUAUAUGACUAUGACGUCUCCGGAAUCGGAGAGAGCUGGACAGAUCUAGCAUCCUUUGGUCCAAGUUCUGCGGAUACCCUCCGAGCUCUUCAAUCUUUAGAUGUCCAGAUUAUCAAGAUACCCGAUCAUUUCCCCGCUGAGACCAUCGUUGUUCGACCUAAGGAUCAAGCUAAUCUUCCUUGCGUGAUAAACCCGCAUGGCGGACCUCAUGCAACCACAACAACGGUCUUUGUACCUUCUACAUCCGCUCUAGCAAUCGAAGGCUACGCGAUCUCUCAGCCGAACUACACAGGUUCGCUUGGCUUCGGAGAGAAAUACGUCAGAGCUCUUAUGGGCCAAUGCGGCACAUUGGACGUAUCAGACUGCAUUGCAUCAGUGCGACAUAUUUUAUCCCUUGGCCUGGCCCAAGAGGGACCAGGGAAGCUAUUCGUAAUGGGAGGAAGUCACGGCGGCUUCCUCGCCGCUCAUUUGAUAGGCCAGUACCCCGAAACGUUCACCUCAGCCGUCAUGCGUAACCCGGUCAUCUCGGCUGGCGACGUCUGGGGAAGUGAUAUCCCAGAUUGGUACUUUAGUGAAUUUGGUUAUGACUUCCAUAUGUCACAGUCGCCGCCGUAUACUGUUGGUUCGCGAGAAUAUGAGGCAUUACAGCACGCAUCGCCCGUAUCGUACGUACAGGACGUGCGCGCUGCGGUGCUUCUGAUGCUGGGUGGAUCAGACCAUCGAGUGAACCCGAAGCAAGGAUUGGGAUAUUAUCAUGCCUUGAAAGGCAGAGAGGGGAACAGGAAAGUAGAUUUGUUAUGGUUUGAUGGGGAGGGCCACCCCCUGGAAGGGGUCGAGGCUUCUCGGGUUGGAUGGGAACGCACCCGGGAUUGGUUCCAGUCUGCGUGAGUAGUAGCAAGCCGUUUUUGGGAUCAUUAGUGGGAGCAAAUGGGUGGCUGUGACGUUUCUUGGACGUUAAUGUGAUUAAAUAGUACCUUGCCGAGGUUCAAUUAUGGAGAUGAUGGCAUAAAUGUAGUAAGGGUCUUGUAAGGGUCACAGUCCCC
Guyanagaster necrorhizus is the source of this 2291-nucleotide messenger RNA. Its product is annotated as alpha/beta-hydrolase. Lineage: Eukaryota; Fungi; Basidiomycota; Agaricomycetes; Agaricales; Physalacriaceae. The record is from RefSeq and is a predicted model, not a curated record. The coding region runs from base 25 to 2136 and encodes 703 amino acids. Gene Ontology annotation, biological process: proteolysis. Gene Ontology annotation, molecular function: serine-type endopeptidase activity. The transcript is spliced from 7 exons.